UUAGCCAACAACAGAUACAGAUAGACACACAAAUAAAAUCACACUCAUUCUCAUUCGCAUGGCCUAAAAGGUGACAACUUUAUUCCGAUUUCAUCAUUUUCCUGCAAAAACACAACUACCCAUUCUCUUGAAGUAGUAUUUUAACAACACCAGAUAGAAAUGCCAAUUAAUUUCAAAGAAUUUCAAGAAAAUAUUUCAACAGGUUUAAGACCAUGGCAAAGGUCCUUUGAAUUCUGGGCCAGAGCUGUUGAUAUCUACACUGGUUAUAAGGUGUUUCAGGUUCGAGUUAGUUUUGAGAAGGAUGUGGAAAAAGCAGAAGCAAUGUGGGAGAGACAACAUGAGCAUGCAGCUGAUAAAGUUUAUUCCAUGUGCUCUGAUAUGGGGGGAUUUUUUCUCAAGAUUGCUCAAGUUCUCGGGAAGCCUGAUUUAGCACCAGCUCCAUGGGUGAGGAGGUUAGUCACCCUAUGCGAUCAAGCUCCUGCGACUCCAUCUAACAUGGUGCAACAUGUUCUCGAGAAUGAGUUAGGUAAAAGCGUGGAUGAGAUUUUUGAAAGGUUUGAUUCGGACCCAAUUGGCUCUGCUUCAAUUGCACAGGUUCAUCGAGCAAGGCUAAAAGGUGAUAAAAGUGAUGUCGUUGUCAAGGUACAACAUCCCGGUGUUCAAGAUUUGAUGAUGACAGAUCUUCGGAAUUUGAAAGCUUUCGCAUUAUGUGUUCAAAAGACUGAUGUCAACUUUGAUUUCUUCUCAGUGUGUAAAGAAAUGGAGAAACAGAUAGGGUAUGAAUUCGAUUUUACAAGAGAAGCCGAUGCCAUGGAUAGAAUUAGAACUUUUCUUUACAAAGUUAACCGAAAGACACCUGUUAAAGUGCCACGGGUUAUACGAAAUGCAGUCACCAGGAGGGUCUUGCUAAUGGAGUAUAUAGAUGGGGUCCCGAUACUGAAUCUCGGAGAUGAAAUUAUGAAAAGAGGAAUAAAUCCAGAUGGUAAGAUGGCAGCAGCAGCAAAGCAGAACAUUUUAAAAAGUCUUACUCUUGCAUAUGGCCAAAUGAUACUCAAGAGUGGAUUCUUUCAUGCAGAUCCUCAUCCCGGAAAUAUUCUUAUUUGCAAAGGGUCAGAGGUCGCCUUGCUUGAUUAUGGACAAGUGAAAGAUCUUCCAAACACUUUGAGGCUCGGUUAUGCAAAUCUGGUUCUUGCUAUAGCUGAUAAGGAUCACACUAGGGCGUCAGAUGGAUUCCGGGAACUUGGCAUAGAAACCUUAACCAUGUGUACUGAUGAAAAGGCAGAACUAUUUAAGUUGGCUCAGGUAAUGUUCGAUACCAAGAUGCCAUCUGGAGUGAAAGUGCUGCAGCCAUUCUCAGAAGAUGCGUCAAUAAAGAAGGUUGCCGUUCAGGGUUUUCCGGAGGAACUGUUUUCUGUUCUACGUACAGUGCAAUUGUUGAGAGGGCUUAGUGUCGGGUUAGGAAUCAACUACUCGUGUGCUGAGCAAUGGAGACCAAUUGCUGAAGAAGCGUUGUAUCUUGCCGGCAGGCUAAAAGAAGAGGAUAUGAAGACGAGAGAACGAAGUAAACGAGGCUUUUUUAGAAGAAUAUUGUGGUGGUGAAAAUGACUCGCGAAUUAUUUGUUGUAAAAUCCAUCCAUUUAUUUUUGAAUUUGCAUAAGCUCUGGUAGCAAUUAUUUUUAUGUGCAUCAUUUCAACAUCUUAAUGAGAAAUUUCUCUUAAUUGUUUCAAGCA
Messenger RNA from Erigeron canadensis, 1731 nucleotides. Its product is annotated as protein ACTIVITY OF BC1 COMPLEX KINASE 8, chloroplastic-like. The transcript has 12 exons. Bases 160 to 1599 code for a protein of 479 amino acids. NCBI's taxonomy places the organism in Eukaryota, Viridiplantae, Streptophyta, Magnoliopsida, Asterales, Asteraceae. Gene Ontology annotation, biological process: protein phosphorylation. Gene Ontology annotation, molecular function: ATP binding; protein kinase activity. The record is from RefSeq and is a predicted model, not a curated record.